Ochlerotatus camptorhynchus is the source of this 5696-nucleotide messenger RNA. Its product is annotated as WD repeat-containing protein 47. Bases 1108 to 3933 code for a protein of 941 amino acids. The record is from RefSeq and is a predicted model, not a curated record. Gene Ontology annotation, molecular function: protein binding. The transcript is spliced from 11 exons. Lineage: Eukaryota; Metazoa; Arthropoda; Insecta; Diptera; Culicidae.
UCUUGUUUUACUGCGGUUCAGUCCAGUUUUGAAUUUUGUGCCGUUUUGAGGCAGUUGCUUGGCUUUCGGGGUAUUUGUUUGUCAGUAAAUUGAAAUAUCUGUGUGCGGUGCAUUUUAUUCUUCGGAUGAUAAAAACCUUCUCUCAACAGAAGAAAGAGGUGCAAAAUAAAAAAGUGAAGUGGUCGGUGUGACAAAAAUAACAAAACAAAAAAAAAAAAAAAAUCGAAGGAAAAAAGUCGGAAAAUCGUCUAGCUGUCAUUGGAAAUAAUUUUCCUGCACGGAAUAUCGAAUCUGUCAGGGUUUUCCUUGUUCGAUUGUUGUCAUCCGUCGUCUGGAGGUGCAUUAAAAUUUUCCUCGUGUUUUUCACCCACUUUAUGCGUGAGUUCAUGUGUUGCAGUGUCUGGAUUAAAGGGCGAUUUUUACGAAACCAUAAGCGAAGAAAGUGCGAAUUCAAUUUAUGUGUUACUGGUGGCGUUGAAGAGCAAGUUUUGUUUGAAGAUUCGUAGACGGAAUAAAACUCAUUUAUUACGGAAAAGGAAAAAAGUGAUUCAUUCGUAGAGGGGCAAGAAAACGUCACUAUUUGGAUAAGCAAAAGAUUUUCUUUCGGCGUUGAAUUACCCACGGGAAUUUUUUUUUUUAGCGCUGAAUGUGGAUAGGUAUCUGAUGUCAUUGUUAAAAUAAGAUUCAAGAAAAUAGCGCUUUAGUUCCGAAGAGUCUGAUUGCUGUGUGGAAUCGUAAUACAAGCCCAGGGGAACUACUGAAGAACACUAGCAAUUAACACCGUUCUCCGUGUUUCAUUGAUUUUUGCGGUAUUCUUUGACCUCGGUCGAGUGCAGGCACAGCGGCCUGCAGUGCUUUUGAAAACAAUUCAAAGGAAAUCGAAGAAAAUCAUCAUAUAAGCCGGUGAUAGUCGACUAAAGUGGUGGGUUUCCCGACACGCCAAAAGCAGCACGGAGGUAUAUUCUAAGAGCAUUGGAAAGAGGGAGUACACGCUUUCAGUAGACACCAGCGAGCUCCCGUGUUUCGGAGCCAGUCAGCCAAGCAAGAGGUCGACAGAACUUCGGCAAACUGGCCGCGAGCUACCAGCACUGUUAUUAAUGUGAGAAAAUGUCACCGGCAAGAUUGUCGCUUCGGGAGGAGGACAUUGUUCGGUUAGCUUUGGAAUUCCUAAACAAUCGCGAGUUGCACAUUUCUCAAUUAUCGCUAGAGAGAGAAACGGGUGUCAUAAAUGGCCAGUAUUCGGACGAUGUGCUAUUCCUGCGGCAACUUAUUCUCGAUGGUCAGUGGGAUGAUGUGGUGGAGUUCAUUCAGCCAUUGGAAGCGCUGCAGAACUUUGACAUGAAGCAGUUCAGGUACACCAUCCUUCGACACAAGUACAUAGAAUUAUUGUGUAUAAAGUCGGAAGCUGGUGGACUAGGAGGACCGCCUCUGAUCAACAAUGUCGAAGGAGCAGUCGAGGAGGUGGUCCAGGUGCUCAGUGAGCUGGAAAAACUCUGCCCCACCAAAGAAGAAUACUCAGCACUGUGUCUGCUACUGACGCUACCGAAGCUCGGCGAUCACAUGCAGUAUCGCGAUUGGAAUCCAAGCAAGGCUCGAGUGCAAUGCUUUCGGGAGAUUUUUCCGCUGGUUGAAAAAUUUUUGCCUGGUGAUAAGAAGGCCGGUACACCGCAGUCCAUGUUUGCCAAAAAUGAUCGGCUUGUGCAGUUAUUAAUUAAGGGUAUUUUGUAUGAAUCGUGCGUAACGUAUUGUCAGGUUAAGGCAACCGGAGCAGCAGAUACCGCUUCGCAGAAAAUCAACUUCUCGAGGGUACUGGAUGGAUCGAUAGGUUUCACAGAUUCGGACCUAUCGUUACUCAGCUGGUUACAGAGUAUUCCGGCCGAAACAUUCUCGGUUCCAUUCGAGCAAAAAACUCUCAACGUGGACGUGGAAAGACUGGAAAAACCUUCACUUGAAACCUCAUGGACUGAACAUAUGCUCAUCACUCCCAUCAAACCGAAAACUUUCCCUCAUUCUGUGAUGCCAUUUACGCGGCCCCGUAGCGCAGCGGACAUCAUGACCCGUUCGCUGCUGCCCUCACUGGACGCCGUAUCAACCUGUCUCAAUCCUAAAGCAACGAACGAAUCGUUUCCCAUGUCCCGUUCAAGUUUUGCCAGUUUCCACUUGACCGGAAUAAAGCCUACGAGCGGCAAAAUGAUGACCUCAAGCGUGGACCGGCUGUUCGAGAAUGGCGACGGCGGUGACGUCUACCGCAGCAGUAACUUUAGCGAAUAUCAGGGACUUCCAUCAAUAGAAGAAAUCGCUUCAGUGCAAUCGAAAUCACCCGAACUGCAAGCCGUUGCCGGUGCAAUUGUGAAAACCAGUGACAUUCACCAGAACAGUGCCGAACGGGAUAGUCCCAAUACGAGCAACUCCACGGCGAAAAGUUCCCGUCGAGAUUCGCUGACGGAUAAGAUCGCCACCACCAAUCAACCAGUGCCAACGGGCCUUCCUCAUCACAGCCAACUUCCACCGCCGCCACCUACGGUUGGUCCACCACAACACUCCUCCUCAUCCGGGGUCCACUCCGGGAUUAGUGCUAAUAGCGCUGGUAGCAGCAAUCACCAAGGGCCUCCGCAUCCUCAGGUUGCACCACCGCCACCUCCUACCGGUGUGAUAUACGACCAUCCUAAAAGCAACGAAAUCCUAGCAAACGGUGGUGGAGGCGAGCUGUACGAAAAGUUCAAGCAGCAAAAGCAGAACAAGGAGAGUGAUUAUAUUAUGAACGGAAAUCCGACCAUCAUGCCACCAUCACAUCCACCGAGUAGUCAUAGUCAGCAGAAUGGCGCCGGCCCGGUCGGUAGCAAUGGUCCGUCACGGCUUUCGCAUUUGGCAGAUGAGAGCAACGGAAAGGAUUUUGAGCAGUCCGACCACAACCGGCCGAAGUUCGUUGCCGUGACAUCGUUGGAGGACGUUCAGGCGGUACGAUGUGCGGAGUUCCAUCCCAAUGGCCGAAUCUAUGCCGUUGGUUCCAACUCGAAAACUUUCCGAAUUUGCGAGUACCCCCCACUGUCGGAAAUCAGUAAAAGAUGUGAAAGUGGUACAAGUUGGGAAGACCAUACCACCUACCAGCCAACGGUCCUGUUCAAGCGAACGAAACACCACAAAGGUUCCAUCUACUGUAUGGCUUGGUCUCCGGUGGGUGACCUUAUAGCGACCGGUUCCAAUGACAAAACCGUGAAACUGAUGCGCUUCAACGAAACCCAAAAACAACUGGAAGGCCAAGAGAUCGAACUGACGAUGCAUGACGGAACGGUUCGAGAUCUGUGCUUCCUGGAGGACACAUCUAACAAGUCCAGCCUGCUGAUUAGUGGCGGUGCGGGUGAUUGCAAAAUCUACGUUACCGAUUGUGAAACCUCUACCCCAUUCCAAGCCCUUAGCGGCCACGGUGGCCAUGUGCUAUCGCUAUACAACUGGGGCAGUGUGAUGUUCGUCUCAGGAUCGAUGGAUAAAACUGUUCGGUUCUGGGAUCUGCGAACACGUGGCUGCGUCAAUAUGGUUACCCCUGCCACGUCACCCGGUUCUCGACAAGGUUCACCAGUGGCUGGUGUAUGUGUUGAUCCUUCCGGGCGGCUAUUGGUUUCAGGUCAUGAAGACAGUUCAUGCGUGCUGUAUGACAUCCGGGGUAACCGACCGAUCCAGUGCUUCAAACCACAUGCAUCAGAUGUUAGAUCCAUUCGUUUUUCCCCAUCGGCGUAUUACCUGCUGACAGCCGGGUAUGAUAACAAGCUGGUGCUAACCGACCUGCAGGGUGAUCUCACGAUGCCACUGCCCUCGGUCGUGGUCGCCCAGCACUCGGACAAGGUGAUAUCGGGUCGCUGGCAUCCGACAGAUUUCUCAUUCCUGUCGACGUCCGCUGACAAGACGGCGACGCUGUGGGCGUUGCCACCGGUCUAAACACAGCGAGCAGGCCGGGUGGCAAUAGAUGCGUGAUGAUGAAGAAAUGAAAAGGGCAAGGAGAUAUUGCAGAUAGGGGUGACGAGAGAGAGAGAGAAACAAAGAAAAUCAAGAAGUUUGUGUACAUUGUUGAUCGUUGAUCGAUUUGCAUAUGUGUGUAUGAUAAUUAUAAUAUAAAUAUUGGACAUACAUAAUUAUUACUUAAUAUUUAAGCAGUGCAUGCAAGAAGAAAAUGCAAGUAUAAAUUUACCAAAACAGAAGUAAAAACAAGACACAAACAAAGUUUGAAUUGGAACGCUGGAAUGUAACAGUGAAUCUGCAUUCAGAAGGGUAACGGUAGAGAACUAAUGGAUCAAUAAUGCGAAUUAACUACCUGCAAAGACAGAAUCAUGUGGUAAAACACAGUCAUUAACUCAGUUACUUAUAGAGGAUAUUACGGCUUCGUCAGUAGAUAGAUACAUUUUAUUGUCAGGGUUGAUAAAAGUCAUGUUUCAAAAUAUCGUCGGACCAAAAUUGAACUCAUAAAGAUUUUAUUAUCCCCUGACUAUAUAAGGUAUAGAUAUAGAAACUGGCGAAGACUUGACACACCAAAAGAAUGUAUGCACCUAACAGCAGUACCUAGAGCGGUUUAUCACUGCUUGAUUGGGUUAAUUUCUGUUUCAACUCAUCGAGGCUUAAGCAAUACUUUGAUUAGAUGCUCAGUCAUGUUGCUGCGAACUAGGCUUGCGAAUAUAGGUUGCUGAUAUUAGGACCUCCAUGAAUAGAUCACAUAAUCCAAGCAGUUUAAAUGACGUUUUCUACCGCUAGAUCUUUGCUGUGGAACAAUAAUUGGAUUUUUGCUUCUUCAGUUAUCUCGAGAAAAUCGGCUAUUGUUUAUGCUUGGUUUGAAAAAUCUCGAAUUUAAAUCGUUGGUAAAAGGUUGUCCCAAAACAACUCGACAAUAUGAUAAUUGCGGUUAUUAAAAGUAAUUUAGCCAACCUUAGUUUGGAUCAGCAAAGGGACUCAGUUAAUCAACCACUGCAAUACUGUAGUGACUAUGAUUAUAAUCAUUGCUACCAAUCUAAAUCAACUUAUACAACUAACUUUUAACGAGUUAUAUUCAACAAUUAUUUGGAAAUUUGUUAUGCUGCUCUAAUUAUGCGGAACAGCAUAUCCUACAUGGAUAUAUUUUUGGUGUUUUUUGCUGAAUGGUUAUCUAGAAUACCUUUUGUUAUUUAAAAAAUAUAACCAAAACAAAUUAAGUUCUCACAUGAGGAUUAACCCAUGCGUACCUAAGUUUUUUCGUCUAAAAAAUGAUAAAUGGAUCCCAUUUUAUAAUCUUUUACCGAUAUAAAUAAAACAACUUCCAAUCGAUCACGAAUUGGUUUUAGUUUUUGAUUUUUGCACGGUUAAGUGGACUUUUGCUAAAUUUUUAAAUAUUUAAAAAAUGCGUAGGGUCCAAACCUUUUAUUUUAAAAUAGAUUUUGACCCCAUACAAUGUUUAAAUCCUUAAAAAAAAUCAAUUUACGCGCAACAUUAAAAAAAUGUUAAACUAGAAGCAUUUCAUGAUCGAUUGCAACCCGUUUCAUCAGAAUCGGACAAAAAAUGACGAAAUGGAAGCAAUAUCUAACAUUCUAGGCUAAAUAUUUUUGGUACGCAACGAUUAAACAGUCAGUUCUUAGUAAGCAUGCUUAGCAUGCACAGUUGUACACACCAACUGCUCAUUUGUUAAUAACUUUUGAAAUUUGGUUUUCUUUAAAGUAAUUGAUAGAUUAGGUGAAUCU